Molecule: messenger RNA, 1555 nt
Organism: Jaculus jaculus (lesser Egyptian jerboa)
Lineage: Eukaryota; Metazoa; Chordata; Mammalia; Rodentia; Dipodidae
Product: eukaryotic peptide chain release factor subunit 1-like
Biological process (GO): cytoplasmic translational termination
Cellular component (GO): cytosol; translation release factor complex
Molecular function (GO): translation release factor activity, codon specific; sequence-specific mRNA binding
Source: RefSeq, a predicted model, not a curated record
CCGGGGACGGGCCCAUAGGGAGGAGGAGGCGAGAAGAUGGAGGACGACCCCUGCGCUGCUGAUAGGAACGUGGAGAUCUGGAAGAUCAAGAAGCUCAUUAAGAGCUUGGAGGCGGCCCGCGGCAAUGGCACAAGCACGAUAUCAUUGAUCAUUCCUCCCAAAGACCAGAUUUCACAAGUGGCAAAAAUGUUAGCAGACGAAUUUGGAAUUGCAUCUGACAUUAAGUCACGAGUAAACCGCCUUUCAGUUCUGGGAGCCAUUACAUCUGUACAACAGAGACUUAAGCUUUAUAACAAAGUACCUCCAAAUGGUCCGGUUGUUUACUGUGGAACAAUUGUAACAGAAGAAGGAAAGGAAAAGAAAGUCGGCAUUGACUUUGAACUCAAACCAAUUAAUACAUCUUUAUAUUUAUGUGACAACAAAUUCUAUACAGAGGCUCUUACAGCACUACUUUCAGAUGACAGCAAGUUUGGCUUUAUUGUAAUAGAUGGCAGUAGUACUCUUUUUGACACACUACAAGGAAACACAAGAGAAGUACUGCACAAAUUCACUGUGGAUCUUCCAAAGAAACAUGGCAGAGGAUGUCAGUCAGCCUUGCGUUUUGCCCGUUUAAGAAUGGAAAAGCGACAUAACUAUGUUCGGAAAGUAGCAGAGACUGCUGAGCAGCUGUUUAUUUCUGCGGAUACAGUGAAUAUGGCUGGUCUCAUUUUAGCUGGUUUGGCUGACUUUAAAACUGAAUUAAGUCAAUCUGAUAUGUUUGAUCAGAGGUUGCAAUCAAAACUUUUAAAAUUAGUUGAUAUUUCCUGUGGUGAUGAAAAUGGAUUCAACCAAGCUAUUGAGUUAUCUACUGAAGUCCUCUCCGACGUGAAGUUCAUUCAAGAGAAGAAAUUAAUAGGGCGAUACUUUGAUGAAGUUAGCCAGGACACAGGCAAGUACUGCUUUGGAGUUGAAGAUACACUAAAGGCUUUGGAAAUGGGAGCUGUAGAAAUUCUAAUAGUCUAUGAAAAUCUGGAUAUAAUGAGAUAUGUUCUUCAUUGCCAAGGCACAGAAGAGGAGAAAAUUCUCUAUUUAACUCCAGAACAAGAGAAGGAUAAAUCUCACUUCACAGACAAAGAGACUGGACAGGAACAUGAGCUGAUUGAGAGCAUGCCCCUCUUGGAAUGGUUUGCUAACAACGAUAAAAAAUUUGGAGCUACAUUAGAAAUUGUCACAGAUAAGUCACGAGAAGGAUCCCAAUUUGUGAAAGGAUUUGGUGGACUUGGAGGUAUCUUGCAGUACCGAGUAGAUUUCCAGGGAAUGGAAUACCAAAGAGGAGAUGAUGAAUUUUUUGACCUUGAUGACUACUAGGUAGUCGACAUGGGUCCGGCAAAUCGUGCCUCACCCUCCAGCAUCCAACCCAAGGAGCAUACCCGUGGUGGAAUCCAAACAGAUCCCUGCCUUACAAUUGGAACAUUUCCAGAACUCAAUCCAUGAGCAUUGGAUACUGAAAAGAAAAGUGAAACAAAACCAGACCCAACCCACACUUUGGUUUGUCAUGGUAUCAGCUCAGCAGCCU